AGCUUCAAAUGAUGCGUCGACUAUUAAAUCAGUUGUCGACGUUUUUGAUAGUCGACUAAUCGUGGCAGCCCUAGAACCAAUAGCCCCAGAACUCAAACCAUUUACUAAUGCCUGAUUUACAUAAUUAGGCAGAAAUUAACUGCCAUGUCUACACCACUCUUACUGAUCACUCAAAGUACUUUAUAAUAACAGCCACAUGUAACCACACAUUUAUACAGUGCUUUAUCUAUACACUACAAGCACUUUAGGCACCUCGUAGACACCCAUGAGGUACAUAAAUUUAGAAUCACCAAUUAACCUAAUGUGCAUGUUUUUAAUCUGUGUGAGGAAGGAACCCAUUGGAAAUCCUGGCAGGAGCGGGGAGAACAUGCAAAGCCCAGCUGGGAUUUGAGCCAGGAACCUUCUUGCUGUGAGGCGACUGUGCCCCAGAACUACAGAAAUCUCCAGCGGUUACAUAUAACAGGAGAUGGUGAAUUAUUGACAGGGGAUGCUGAUACUUCAGUGCACAUUCAGCUGUUGUUUGCAGUUAAAACACAUUGCAGUUUGAUUUGUUUUGUACAAUAUGCAUAAUUUGAUGCCAGUAAUGCUUCACCGCUUAGCCCUCUUAGGUCCUUUGAAUCUGUGAGUUUGUGGCGUGUCCUGACUGUUGUGAGAACCUAAGUCCCUGGACAAGCUUUGAAGUCGUGCCACUUGGUUUCUCUGGGUGAAAAGAAAUGCUGACUUUGCCCCCCCCCCUGUUGAAAGCAAUGCCAAUCAAAUCCUACCAAGGGCACACAAUGGCCUCCUAGAGAAACCAGAGCUCAUUCAUGCAUUAAUUUAACCUGCCUAAUUUAGAAUAUCACUAAUACACCGGAAGAGGAUAAAAACUCAUUUGCUUGCUCCCUCCUGUCAUUGGUUCUGAAGGACCUCUUCCAAAUGGCAUCUACCAAGGGUAAUCAUUAUAAUGAAUUCAUGGCUUUGUCUGUUCUUUUGUCUGUUUUCCCUUUGUUCAUUCAUUAUCCUCUCAUCUCUCUCUGUUGCCACGCAAUAAUGUAAUUCUUUUAAUGCACCAAUGGAAUUUGUGUGUGCCUCUCUAUAAACACGUAUGCAUGUGUAAGUGUGUGUGUGCACCAUUGUGUGUACACACAAUCAUAUGGCAAUCAUGCCUACUCAGCAUGUCGCACUAGCAACAACUUAAGUAAGGCUUUUCCUGUGUCAUUGUUAGAUGAUCUGAGGCCCUCAUGCUGCUGUGCCUGCCUAGUGUUUGUGUUUGCAUUUGUAUCACUGUGUACAUAAAACAAAGGACCUGCUUGCCUUUCCCUUCUAACCCUUCCCAGGGUGAAAAUUAUUUACAGAUUUAUACAUACCAGCUUCUAAAACCUGAAAAACAGACGUGUAGGACUUAAUAUAUGAUUGUGUGUUUGUGCAAAUCUUUGUCCUAUAUCUACUGACCAAACUCAGAAGGUGCAGGAACAGGUUAAAUCCAUGAAAGAAGCUGCAAGGCUGCAGGGGACACUUUAGUUGCUGAAUAGAGAUUUGAAGAUUUGCCCUCCUUCCUUGGAUGAGCGAAAGGGGUGAAAGAGGGAAUGACCCCGUGUCCCCUCGUGCUGACCAACCACUGCUAGCUUGUAAAUUGAGUCCAUGUGGGUUUAUGGGUGUGGUGUCGAAUAGUGCACAUUUCCUUCCAGGAUUGGGAUUGUAGAUGUUACAUAACUCGGCAUGUGUGUGAAAUGGAACUUUGAAUGAGAAUUCAUUGUGUCCUUAAAAUAGCCUCACCCAUGGGCUCUUAACUGUCCACAAAGGAAGCGUGACAGCUGUAAACAUGCAUUUCUGUUUGUGUGCGUUUGAAGGAGAGAGCACGCAGAAGAGAGCGCGGAAAGUCGCUGUGCAGGCAUUUAGUUACAGUGUUUAGCUUGCAGAUGUGCUUUUGGAAAAGGGAUCAGAGUAAUAUGUGAGUAGCCUCAGGGGUCUUCUGAUUAUGAGCCAUACUGCGCCUCCUCUCAGGUAAUGCAGACUUUAUAGUUUCAGGGUUUUCUCCAAGGAAAAUAUUCCAUAUGGCCUUGGAUCCAAAUGCUAAAGUGGGUGUUUGCAUAAAGGUUACUGCUGUUCAUUCUGAGUAUCCUAAUGUUUGACAUGUGUUAGUCUUUUGAGCUUUGACCUACACAAAGAGGUGUUUAACUGAUUGUUUGACAGGUUGUGUAUAUGUGGGCUGGAUGUGAAGCAAAGGGGCAAGUUGAAGCGUAGAGUCAUGUUUUCCCAUUUCCCAUAAUUGUUACCUCUCACUUCAGCAUAUCCAACACCACCUCUGGGAUGGUAAAGCUGUUUUUUUUUGUUGUUUUUUUCUCUUUUUUUGUCCUUGACACAAUGAAGAUGAUCAGUAGAAAGUCAAAACUUUCGUAAAGAAGCCAAAAAGAGAAGAAACUCCCUCAUACUUUUGCCCUUCAUCAAUGGUCUGUAACUUUUCCAUGCAAUUGAGAGACAAGUUUACAUUAUCGUCUGCUGUAAUGGUAGUAAUGACAAGUGUUGGCAGCAAUGCUUGGCACUGCUCCAUCACUGGGCUGGACUCCAGUGGGUCAACCUCCACAUGUAUCAGAGACAGUUUACAACUGCGGUGCCGAAUGACUUUCUUUACGUCGCUUGCUGUGCAUGUGUACUGUAGCUUGGGGUGAUUAAUGUCCAGGCUUCUUUUUCCUAAUGAGAGCUGGGCAGCUCGUUAAAGAGGAAAAAAAACACACGGGACACUUAAAGAGCUGAAAAUUAAGGGCGUGGUGGAAUAUCGUUAGAAGUUGUCGAGCUUUUUGUCGAGUGGAGUGGCAGCUGGAGGAGGAGGAGUGGUCUAAAAGCCUGAGACGCUUAAAGGAGAUGAACUUUCUGGUUGCAUUUUUUGACCUGUAUUUUUUUAUAGGAAUCUGCAAAUUUUUUUCUAAAUUGCAUCACAUUGUCUUGUGUAUUGAAACCAGAAGGCUUGCAUAAUCAGAUAAGAGCAUUUUUAUGUCUGCUACACCCAGAGGGAACACUGGGGAAUGUAGGACAGCUGUGUUACAUUGCUUUUACCUGCUAAAGGGGCCUUAGCAACACAUGCCAAGUGAUAGUAACAUGAUAACGGUUGGCAGCUAUGUCUUGUACACAAACAAGCGUAGGAGACGUAGUUUGUGUUUGGUGUAACCUGUUUAGCAGUGUGGGUUGUUGAUGUUGUUGCAGCGUUAAACCUGUUGGACUACUGGUCACAUUCAGAGGAGAGCUCAACCACAACCAUCUCAAUGAAUAACACCAAGGAGCCAUUAACAUUUAUUCUAAAGAUUUUUUUAUUUGGGACGUGAAUUUUUCUCAAUGAUAAUCACCCAGGUAAGACUUCCCUCAGUCAUAACUCUUUAUGCACUUUGCUUUUGGUUUUUUCUUUUGCACCUCUUUAAUCAACCUUAAAUGAAGACACGGUUCAGAUGUUAUGCUUUGGUUCUUUUAUAGUAAAACACUAACAUGCAUAUGUUCAGGUUUAAGGUGGGUCAGUGAAUAACUGAUUAAAAACAAAGCUUUCAAGAGCAGUGCACUCACUUUACUGUGUCCUUUCAGUCUUAUGUUAAAGAUUGAAAGACUGCCGCAUGUCCGCGCUGGUUGUCAGCAUGAAUUGUGCAGCUGCAAGCACAAAUCCACAUUGUGAUUAAAUAGCUGGCAAUAUGCAAGUUGUUGUAGUGUUGACAGGGUUUUCACAGUUACUGCCAGUGUGGAGAUAUUACUUUGUGGGGACGAAGUUUGCUUCAGCACACCGCACUCACUCCUCGUGCAUAUUUCAAGUGUGUAGUCUUCGUCUGUGCUUGUUUUACAGUGUGUAAGGAAGCGUUUGGGGAAGACAACUUAUUAGAAUCUUACGUGUUUUUUUGUCACGUGUUCAUAGAUAGUAACACUGAAUUUUCAGCUACUUCAGCUAAAGAUAUAACACUUACACACUUAUCUGCUCAAAGACAUUUAAGAUAUUUACUCCUUGGUAUUAUUCCAGCGUUUGCUACGACUCCCAAUCUGAGACUAAAUCAGAAAACUUUCCUGAGGGGAUAUGAGGUGGUUCCAGAAAGUGGGUUGGUAAAUGGCACAGGCAAAGCACAGAUGGAUGACACCCACAUGGCAGCAGAGGAGGAUGAGGGGGAGGAAGGCCACAUACCUCAUACACAGACUCCCCCCAUUACCCACUCACUCACCCACGACCAGGUCUUGGACCAAGGUGUACGGCCAAUACUUAUUAAAGGAGAGCCCGGGCUGGAGCUGACCAGCACUGCACCACUUCACCAACAAGUAUGCUCUUCUGUGACUUUUCAGAAUGGUUCUGCUGCAAACCUGAUAAAACCUAAACCUGGUGCUAAUAUGACCACUGUGUCUGCUUUGAAACGGACUACAAUGGCAUUGGAGCCUCAAAGGAAUAUCAUAGCUGCAGUUCCUAAAGACUCUGAGAAUGGACCCAUGACUCCUCCAGAUGACUUGGCAGUUCCACUAAAGAAGAUAAAACAGGAGGAGCCAUGGGUGUGGAUCACCGAACAGACCACCACGCAGCUGAGUGAUGAAGAUGAGGUAUGUGAGGACCCACUGGCUACGCUGGCAGCCGUUGUGUGUCUUUCUGUCACUGAGAGGAAGGGCCUGGAGGAGAAACUCUUCAGCUCUCGUGCUUCCAUACUUCACUCCAUCAAAACAGAGGCACCAGAUUUGCACUUUGUGAGAAAAGAGGACUUGUAUCUGAAAAGCACUCCUGUUAAUCUGCAAAGCACUCCCCCACCCAUUAAAAGUGAGCCUCUUCCAAGUGUCUUGUUACCAAGCGUGCAAUCUUUGGCAGAGAGGAGAAACCUUAGUGUUGAUCAGGCUAUCGCUAUUGAGGCCUUGACUCAGCUGGCAGCUAUACCUCAAAGCACACCAGGGUCCAUUAAAACUGAAAGUAAGUGUGAACAUCCCAUUUCUACUGCUGUGCCAUCAUCAGCCUCGAGUACAAAUACAGUCCUGCAAGAAGCCAAACCCGCAGUAGCUUUUGGCUACAACAAAGUCUCUGUCAUCAGCUCACCACUACACCAGAUGUCAGUUAUACGACCUCCUGUGGCCAGACAAGGGAAUGUCAUCCAGCGCUCCAACGGGUUGAGCAUAAACAAGCUGCAGAGCCUCUUGGAGGCGAGUUCACACAGUGAUAAAACAAUCUCCAGGAGGUCAGAACAGGAUUGUGGUGCUUUUGUCAUUAAGUCUGAAUUCAGUUAUAAAACCCCCACUGAUGUGAAGUUUAGUAAGGAUCAUGAGCGUCUGUCUAUGGAGGGUGGGGUUGUUGCUAAAGUGAGUAGAAACAGAGAUGAAGAGGAAGUGGCAGCUCAGCUGGCAAAUUUAGCCUUCAUCAUCCAGUCCCAGCACAACCAGCAGUCAGAGAACAAUCCUUUGAAAGGAGCGCCUGUUUCAGCUAUCAAAUACAACUACAAAUCCCAGCAGCCCCCCACUCAGAAAACACCUGUCAGGAAGAAAACAAAAGCUGCGCCUUCCAAGCCCAGAAAGAAGAAAACUGAUGGAUUAAAUCAGCACACGCCAAAUAGAGAGACGCCGUACAGGAGCAGAAACCAGAAGAAUCCCUUGCAGGGUAAAUCAGGACUUCACCACAAGAAAAACCUAUUUCUGCCUCAGGCUCAAAUUGAUCUGAAGAGAUACUUGGCUGAGGCACAGGAGGAGAGGAAGCAAUUUAUCCAUCAGAUUAACACUCAAAAUAUAUCUCAUUUAGGGCAUCAGACUCAGAACUAUAGCACUCUCACAACGUUCAACCACAUUUCCGGUCAAGAAAACCAGCCGUGGUCCCUUUCCAAAGGUCCACUUCACCAACAUAAUCCAUGCAACGGUUACGCUGCAGGACCAGAAGAGUACGAAAAGCAUUUGUUAUCUCAGGUAGCGCAGCCCUGUGGUGGGCUGCAGCACGGUGCUGAUCCUAACACCAGCCCAGCCAAAUCAGCUUUUCUCAGCCCUACGUCUGGGCAUCAUGGUCUGGCUAAUGGCUUCUCAGGGGCUCACCAGUCCCCUCCUCUAAGUCAACAAAGCUACUACAAGCUGGAGAGUUCAGGACCUGUCACUGUCCUGUCUACAACCACUGAUGGGAGUCAGGGACACUCUGCGGACUCAACUCCAUCCAAGAACGGCAUCAACAGUUUUCUGGAGUCUCCCUCAAGUUUUCUGGAUACCCCUACCAAGAACUUGCUCAACACACCUUCCAAAAAACUGGCUGAUCUUCCAUCCUGUCAGUGUGUGGACCAGAUCAUUGAAAAGGAAGAGGGCCCUUACUAUACUCAUCUUGGGGCAGGACCCAGCGUCGCUGCAGUGAGGGAACUUAUGGAGAACAGGUAUGGUGCCAAAGGAAAUGCAAUAAGGGUGGAAGUUGUUGUUUACACUGGGAAAGAAGGCAGGAGCUCCCAGGGGUGUCCAAUAGCUAAAUGGGUGAUCCGGCGUGGCAGUGAAGAGGAGAAGCUGCUGUGUUUGGUCCGCCACAGGCCAGGGCACCACUGCGACUCGGCAGUGUUGGUGAUCCUCAUCCUGGCCUGGGAGGGAAUUCCUCGGCCGGUGGCAGACCACCUAUACCAGGAGCUGACAGAGACCCUCUUUAAGUACGGCUCCCCCACCAGCCGUCGUUGUGCGCUCAACGAAGAUCGCACAUGUGCGUGCCAGGGUUUAGAUCCGGACACCUGCGGAGCCUCAUUUUCCUUUGGUUGCUCCUGGAGCAUGUACUUCAAUGGAUGCAAAUUUGCACGCAGCAAAGUUCCUCGGAAGUUUCGCCUGCAAGGUGACUACCGAGAGGAGGAGUUGAAGGUAGAAAACAACCUUCAGAGUCUUGCCACCGAGGUCGCUCCCCUCUACAAGAAACUGGCUCCUCAGGCUUUCCAAAACCAGGUGGAAUAUGAGGCGGCGGGGGGUGAAUGCCGGCUGGGCAAGAAGGAGGGACGUCCUUUUUCUGGGGUUACAGCUUGUGUAGAUUUCUGUGCACACGCUCACAAAGACACUAGCAACAUGAAUAAUGGCAGCACCGUGGUUUGCACUUUAACCAAGGAAGACAACCGUGCAGUUCGUAACAUGCCAGAGGAUGAGCAGCUCCACGUGCUGCCACUUUACAAGAUCUCUGACACAGAUGAGUUUGGUCACGCUGAGGGCCAGAUGGCAAAGAUCCAAAGUGGUGCUCUUCAAGUUCUGUCUUCGUUUCCUCGAGAGGUUCGUCUGCUGGCAGAGCCGGUAAAAUCAGCCCGUAAGAUCAGACAAGAGGCUCGCCUUAAGGCUCAAGCAGAGCGACUGGAGAAGAAGCUUGGGGUGACUCCUCUCACUCCUGGAAAAGUGAAAGUUGAAAGCCCCAACAAAGCUGGAUACAACAGCUCUUACAGACCUGCUAGUGUGGAAAGGUACCUACCAGAGAAGAAUCAACCCUGCACUUAUAACCAGAUCAGCAGCUACCCCACUGUGGGUCCAGGAGUCAACCCGCAGAGGGAGGUCAUCUCACCCAACACCCAUGGCCUGCCUGGCCUCCAGUUUGGACAGAAUGGCUCAGUUCUCAGUUACAAGACAAUGAGUGAUACAGUGAAUGGUUAUUCUCCAGCAUCUGGUGACCAGUGUGCUCCAACAGAGUGUAUACCUCCACGUAACACACCUGCUGACUAUGAUGGUGCUUUUAAAACUGAGCCCAGAGAGGUGCACUCUUCUCCUCAGCACAAACCUCUUCCCAGUGGGAGCGCUCCUCCUCCCUCUCUGUUCUCCCCCAGUCCAACAUCUGAGGGCCUCUUCAGCCGGCUCAAUGGGCUCCAUGGGUCUGUGGGAGAUGUCAUAGCAGAGGCUAGGGGUCAUGGCCACCCACCGAUGUCUCCUCUCUCCUUCCCUGUACAAACUCCACCAUUUGAACCAGAUGAAGUGAAGCAGGAAGAGGUGUGGUCAGACAGCGAACACAACUUCCUCGACAGCGAAAUAGGCGGAGUCGCCGUGGCCCCGUCGCACGGCUCCAUCCUAAUCGAGUGCGCGCGGCGGGAGCUCCACGCCACUACUCCAGUCCUCAAGCCAAAUCGCAGCCACCCCACCCGCAUCUCUCUAGUCUUCUACCAGCAUAAGUCUCUAAAUGAGCCGGGCCACGGGAUGGCUAUGUGGGAUGCCAAAAUGGCCAAGCGGGAACGGGACAGAGAGGAGGAGGCUGAGAGAUUGAGGCUGGAGGGCAACCUUAGUAAAGUUGCUGGAGGGGUGGAGGGAGAGGAGGAAACGGGUGAGGAGACAGAGGAGGCGAGGAUUAUGAAUGUCCCCACACGUAAGGCAUGGACUCUCCCAAGGGACGGGGUCAUCACCGCGUCCCCGUAUGCUCUUACCCAAGUGACGGGUCCAUACAAUCGCUGGUCUUAGUCAACGUGUUUUAAAUCUUGACAUUCACACACACACACACACACAGAAAACUCCUACACCCUGUGCUUCUGCCUUACCUCAGACAAUUUUAAACUGCUACUCUCAUUUUUAUUCUUUUUUUUUUUCAUCGAGCUUUUCUUAUACCUGUUCACUUUGCCCUUCUUCGUCUCUUCCUUCAGAGCGAUGAAGAAGACCAAAGGUUGUCGGCUUUUUAACUGUGAGUUUCGGUGUUGGUUUUUAUUGUAAAGAGAUGGUGCUUUGAAGCAUUUAAAAUACAUUUUUAAACUGGUUUUAUAUACAGAACAAACAGAAAAAAAAGAUGUGAUUAUUUAUUCUGAUCAUAACGAUUUAUAUUUAAUUUCUGGUGUAAGCCUGUUUACUGCAAGAUUUCUACGAUGACCUGCAUUAUGUGUUCAGAUUUUAUGUUGUACAGUAGAAAUUUACUUUUUAUUUCAGCCAAUAAUUCUCUUUUCAGAAGAUGAAUCUCAUUGGCUUUUUUUUUUUUUUUUUUUUACAUUGGUGCCAUUCUCACUGUAAUCUUUAUUAAGCAAACUCAUUACAUCACAUUAUGUAGAAAACAAGACUAACAUUCUGCAUAUUUUUACUACAGAUUGUCACAUGUAGCAUUACACAUUUCCUUCUGCUGCCUCUGACUUCUGUCGGCGGUUGAUGAAAGAAAUGUACUUCCUCGGUCUGUUGUUUGUUUAUUCGUUAUAUCCACAUCUGGAUAGUUUGUCUUUUAUUCACAGAUAUGUAUGGCAUAUUAAAAAGCACUUUUUUUUUUUUAAAAAACCUAACUUGAAAAGGGUCCCAGUCCAUAGGCCUGAAUAUGUAUGUACAGACAGAGAAAUAUAUGACAUUUUUAGCAUUAAUCCUUUUUUUUUUUUUUUUUUUUUUUUUUUUACAGUAUUUCUGCACUUAAUUGCGUUACACUCAUUUGAUUGAAGAUGACAUACAUAUCUAAUGAAACUAAACACCUAGCGAGGAAUAAUGAAAUGCUACAUCAGUCAAGUGCUUAUCAUCAUUUGCACUUUACUUACGUUCAGCUUCUGGAAAAGGAAUUCAGUUUUUUAUAGGGAACAAGAGUGAUUAUAGGAAUUAAAACACCUACUGUACAUGAUAUUGGUGCUAAGAAGACCUUUUUUUUUUUUUUUUCUUUCCAGAAACCACAAAGUGUCAGAUAUGUCAACAGAUCAUGCUCGGCUUUUAUGUCCAUACUCUUAAGUUUGAGCAUAAAGCUGCAUUAGCCACUGCUGAAUAAUCAAUCUGUUUCUUUUCCCUUGUCUUUUGUUGUGAAACCACUCAAACACCAGAUCCCACUUAGCCAGCUGCCUAAGACGAUUUCGGGUGCUCGACCUUUGUGAAAACUUUGUUUACAGAACGCUUUUUUACAGGGUCUAAAAAAAGGGGGGUUGGUGUCAACUCCUGAUUAAUCAGGAUUUCUUCCUUGUUAUUUUUCUGUUACCCAUACAAGCAAAGCUCUUAAUUUUAAGAAUGAAUCAAGAGAUGGAGACAUAAUAUUCACACUAAAACUGAUGGCAUAACAUUUCCUGUAGACGCAUUUGGGUCUUUUAAACACUUUGACUUCCUUUUGGUGCUAAUAGGACAAGAUGUCAAGGUACAUGCAUUGACGCAACCUGCUUAUGUACUGUAUAACAGUGAUGGCACGGUGCUUUUUGAAACUCAGCACUCACUGAUCCUGUAUUUGAUUCAGUUCAGUUCAUUUCUUCUGGUCGUUACCGGCUGGCAACAUCAUGACAUACCUUAAUUUGUCAAGUACAAGUAAAACAGCGCACUAUGGGCAGAUGUCCACAUAGAGUUCAAAUGUCUUCCACAGUUAAACCCAACUCUGCAGCAGUUAUCAAAAGUCACACAAAUAAAGAUGAAUGUAAAACUGUUUUUUAAAUGAGUUAAAUUUAGAAAGAAUAUUUUUUGAACAUCACGUGAUGAAAUUACAGUUCUAAAUGUUUCUCUCGACUUACUGUGGGGGACGGUUUUAGUCCAUUUCUUUAAUCAACAAAGAACUAACAACGAGCACCAGCAUAAAAAAAAAUGGGGAAAAUUCUUAGUAGAAAAUGUGUAAAUAUGUAUGUGAACCAUAUUGUUUUUACUGUAUUGUUACCGGUGUUUAGACAAUGGGUGAUCUUGCUUACUUUGAAACUGAAUUACUGUACGUCGCUUAAAGUAUAUCCAGUUUAGACUUGAGAAGAGAAUAAAUUUCGCAUUCCUUUUAUGGAUGGCUGAUCUCUUUCGGGAUUGUGAAAUAAAGUCAUAUUUAUAUUUUGGACCUGA
This is a messenger RNA of Haplochromis burtoni (Burton's mouthbrooder), 10635 nucleotides long. RefSeq names its product tet methylcytosine dioxygenase 1 (gene tet1). The record is from RefSeq and is a predicted model, not a curated record. Gene Ontology annotation, molecular function: zinc ion binding; DNA 5-methylcytosine dioxygenase activity; DNA binding. NCBI's taxonomy places the organism in Eukaryota, Metazoa, Chordata, Actinopteri, Cichliformes, Cichlidae. Bases 4078 to 8343 code for a protein of 1421 amino acids. Gene Ontology annotation, biological process: positive regulation of transcription by RNA polymerase II; oxidative demethylation. Gene Ontology annotation, cellular component: nucleus. The transcript is spliced from 11 exons.